Molecule: messenger RNA, 1024 nt
Organism: Pistacia vera
Lineage: Eukaryota; Viridiplantae; Streptophyta; Magnoliopsida; Sapindales; Anacardiaceae
Exons: 1
Coding region: 64-1008 (314 amino acids)
Source: RefSeq, a predicted model, not a curated record
ACUUGGGAGUUGGGAGUUGGGAGUUGGGAGUAAGAUUCUAUUUCAAAUUUCAAAACCAUCACCAUGGGUUGUGUUUCAUCCAAUUUGCUAAACCAAGAAGACGAGUUCACUCAACUCGGUAGCUCAGCUCUGGGUCACCACAUUGUCUCACUCACUUCUACCACUUAUGGCCUCCUCAAUCUUGAUCCACCGACACCAACUCAGCCCCCCACCACCGCCUCCGCCACAACCCCGCCUACCCCGCCUCCUAGGUUCACCCUCGGUUCCAUUUUCCCCAGCCCACUGUCCGAACCUUUACCCAAACUCCUCCAAUCCGAUCCCGAAGUCAUUAACUCCUGGGAACUCAUGUCCGGUUUAGAUUCCGACAGUAGUUUCCGUUUCUGUUCCAAACUCAAGGGAACCUCAAAAGAAAAUUCAAAUCCUAAUUUAAAACCUCUUAAUAUUAACUUUCUUAAAGUUUGCAAUUCCCUCCCGAAGGAUAAGAAUGUCCUGGACAAGUUCGAGAAAUUAUGCCCACCAAGCGGUGGAAACAAACUCGUGAUUUACACCACCACUUUGAGAGGUAUACGCAAGACUUACGAAGAGUGCAAUGCAGUUAAGUCGGUUAUGGAAAACUUCGGAGUGGUUAUUUGCGAGAGAGAUAUAUCAAUGGAUCGUGGGUUUAAAGAAGAGUUGAGGGAGUUGAUGAAAGAUAAAGAGAGAGAAGCAAUGGUACCACCGAGAGUAUUUGUGAAAGGGAGAUACAUUGGUGGGGCUGAAGAGGUUUUAAAAAUUGUUGAAGAGGGUUGGUUUAGUGAGUUAAUUGAAGGGAUUCCAAAGAGAAAAGUUAAGGGAGUGUGUGAAGGGUGUGGAGAUGUGAGGUUCUUGCCAUGCUUUGGGUGCAAUGGGAGCUGUAAAAUGGUGAUGAACGUCAAGGAAGAGAUGGGACAGAAGCAAGGGACUACUGUUGUGGUAAAGUGCCCUGAUUGUAAUGAAAAUGGGUUAGUGCUUUGUCCCAUUUGUAGUUAACUGUGUUCUGUUGUUA